GUUCGUAAUGGCGACGAUGGCAGUCGAGGAGGGAGGCUUAGACAGAAUUCUUCACCUUCAAUGACAGUACAAAAGAUUGUUCCAGAUGGCCAAUGCCAGCCGGUACUUUCGAAAGAGCAUCUCCGUCUGGCGUUGCGGCUGUUCCGGCAAGAGGCGACUCUACCCCAGGGAAACCCCGCACUCUGUCAGAGAACAGAAAGUCCUCCAAGCCAAUCAUGGAGAAGCGGCGACGCGCGCGCAUCAAUGAGAGCCUGGGUCAGCUGAAGACCCUCAUCCUGGACGCGCUCAAGAAAGACAGCUCCAGGCACUCCAAGCUGGAGAAGGCCGACAUCCUGGAGAUGACGGUAAAGCACCUGAGGAACCUCCAGCGGCUUCAGAUGACAGCGGCUUUAAACAUAGACCCAUCCAUCCUGGGGAAGUACCGAGCUGGAUUCAGCGAGUGCGUCGGAGAGGUUACCCGUUUCCUGUCCACAUGUGAAGGGGUCACGGCCGAGGUGAGGACUCGCCUCCUCGGCCACCUGGCGGCCUGUGUGACCCAGAUUAACCUGUAUGGACCUCACCUGGGCGACCUGGGACAGACCAGCAGUACACAGAUCACCGCGCCCCUCAAGGGCGGCUCACUGUCCCCCGAAGCCAUGAAACUGUACGGAGGCUUCCAGGUGGUGACAUCUCCACACGGACACUUUGCGUUUCUUAUUCCCGGCGCAGCUCUCACACCUCUGAGUGUACAAAACAGCCAUCAUGUGUCACCUGUCGCACCUGCUGUCACCUCAGACUCUGUGUGGAGACCAUGGUAGGAACCAUGGAGGGGGAAAAAAUUGACAAUAAGACAAUGAAUCCUAUUGUACAUUUUGUAAAUACUUUAGGGAAUAUUUCUUAACAGAUUCUUUUAUCUACAUUUGUAUUGGGAAGAGAUUUUAGUCGACAUAUAAAAUGCUGAUUGUUCUUUAAAGCACUGCCUGUACAUAAAUAAA
Messenger RNA from Gambusia affinis (western mosquitofish), 974 nucleotides. RefSeq names its product transcription factor HES-1-like. Lineage: Eukaryota; Metazoa; Chordata; Actinopteri; Cyprinodontiformes; Poeciliidae. The record is from RefSeq and is a predicted model, not a curated record. Gene Ontology annotation, cellular component: nucleus. Gene Ontology annotation, molecular function: RNA polymerase II cis-regulatory region sequence-specific DNA binding; DNA-binding transcription factor activity, RNA polymerase II-specific; protein dimerization activity. The coding region runs from base 93 to 797 and encodes 234 amino acids. The transcript is spliced from 5 exons. Gene Ontology annotation, biological process: regulation of transcription by RNA polymerase II; regulation of neurogenesis; anterior/posterior pattern specification.